This is a messenger RNA of Pan troglodytes (chimpanzee), 3004 nucleotides long. RefSeq names its product C-type lectin domain containing 11A (gene CLEC11A). The transcript is spliced from 4 exons. Gene Ontology annotation, biological process: ossification. Bases 1768 to 2763 code for a protein of 331 amino acids. The record is from RefSeq and is a predicted model, not a curated record. Gene Ontology annotation, molecular function: growth factor activity. Lineage: Eukaryota; Metazoa; Chordata; Mammalia; Primates; Hominidae.
UCCUGACUCCGCCCCUGCUUGCUCCCAUACCCCGACGAAGGGGUCCUGCCCCCAUAAGGGUGCCCCCCACACACACCUCAGGAUCACCCCCUCCCAGAGAGCUCCCCGCCGCCCUACACAGAGUGGGGCACAAUAAAUAUUUGUUGCCAGACUCUACACCCCCAAAUUUAAGUGUGAAGGCUAUAGAUUCCCACCCUGUCCCCCCAAACACACACACACCCUUUCCAUUUAAGCACUGGGUCAGGGCACACGUGGACAUACCUGGGCCAGGCCACAUUUCCCCAAGGCACAGGUGCAUAGUCACCAGCUGUAACGGCACCUGCAGAGUCCCCACAUACACACCCUCUCCAGCGCAUGCAUGCCCAGACACAAUGCACCUGGGGUACACAGCUACAAACACACCCAGCUACAUGCAGUUGUCACACCCCUGUGCCCGGGCACACACGCAGCACAUGCACACAUUUGCCCACCACACACGCACGUGCGCGCGCACACACGCACACAGGCGUUCACCCCGGUAUGCAUGCCCAGAUCUCUCAACACCAAAACGGAGUUACAGCACUGUAGAGACGUGUGCACGCCUUCCCAUCACACCCACCCACCGUGCUGUCCAUUGCACUGGCUCGCACUCACCCAUUUACAUGCCCAACACCGUGCCAUCCUUCCCCUCCAGGAUAGUUACUGCUGACAUUCCUGGAGCACUUUCUGUGUGCCAGGCGCAGGGACUUUCACCAUCCCCAUUUUCCAGAGGGGGAAACCAAGGAACAGAGAGGCUAAGUAACUUGCCCAAGGUCAUCCAGCUGUAAGGAGGUGGUAACAAGGAUCAGGAACAGGUAGGCUGGCUCCAAAGUCCUCACUUGACCACUGUUGUUCACUACUGGGCAUAUCCCCUCAUAGUUGCAUAUCCUUAUUCGUCACACACAGACACACCCAACCGUCUCCUCAGAGUUUGCACAUGUCUGUGUAGGCACGCAUAUGCAGCCAGCUGCAGGCAGACAGCUCAUUCAUGCCUGGGACGCACCCACAGGGACAGAGCAGAUCCCACAGGGCAGCAGUGAGUGAUGAGUGUCCCCUUAGCCCAGGCUUCCUCAUUCUCCCAGCUCCAACAGCACCUCCAGGGCCUGCAGGGGGCAGUUCUAGGCAGCUUCUGGGUUCCCCUCCAGCUGCAGGCUCUCCGGGGUACCCGAGUAUGAGCUGGAGGAGGUGCCUGCUCAGCCUGGGGAGGCCUCUAUCUUGAUGUGUACCCACUAGCCCAGGUGGUGAGCAGCUGGGCCCGGGGAAAGCACGGCUGCCCAUGUUGGCUCCAGCAGCCAGAGAGGCUGUGCACCCCUGCACACUUUACAAGGCCUUUCCCCACAUAUGCAUUAUUUCUUGAGGUCUGUAGCUCCUGGUGAGGGGCCCCAGGUUCCCGAUGGGCACCUGAGAGGCCCAGGCUCUGAGGCAGGGAGCAGUCUGCCCAAGGUCACAGUGCCCUCGAUGUACCAGGAUUUCUUGGAAAACGGAAGGCUGGAGGCACUGAUUUCCAAGGCCCCUCCUGGGGCUCCCGGCAGCCGAGGGCAGAUGCCCUGCUCUUGGAGCCAGAAACCUUGGCUAGCUGCCGCCACACUGGUGACCUCCAGCAGGCUAUGCUGUUUCAGAGCCUCGGUCUCCUCCUUUGAAGAGCAGGCCCAGUGAUCCUUGGCUGGUGUGCCCCAUGCUUGUUGGCACCACCAGCCAGGCCUGGGCGGGAAAAGCCCUGCGUGACUCAUGGGCCUGACAUAGAGGGGCAUGGCAUGGCAUUGUUCUUCCUUGCCUCCAAGCCUCUCUCCCACUGCCCUCACCACCUCUACCUACCCUGCCACCACCACCCUGGGAACUUGGGUGCCAGCAAACCAAAGAGGUGAAGCUUCCAGGCCUUUGACCCCACCAGGAACGGCUACCCUCUCGCCCACUCAACAGCAUCUGCAGGAAGCCCUAGGACUGCCUGCUGGGAGGGGGGAUGAGAAUCCUGCCGGAACUGUUGAGGGCAAAGAGGACUGGGAGAUGGAGGAGGACCAGGGGGAGGAAGAGGAGGAGGAAGCAACGCCAACCCCAUCCUCCAGCCCCAGCCCCUCUCCCACCCCUGAGGACAUCGUCACUUACAUCCUGGGCCGCCUGGCCGGCCUGGACGCAGGCCUGCACCAGCUGCACGUCCGUCUGCACGCGUUGGACACCCGCGUGGUCGAGCUGACCCAGGGGCUGCGGCAGCUGCGGAACGCGGCAGGCGACACCCGCGAUGCCGUGCAAGCCCUGCAGGAGGCGCAGGGUCGCGCCGAGCGCGAGCACGGCCGCUUGGAGGGCUGCCUGAAGGGGCUGCGCCUGGGCCACAAGUGCUUCCUGCUCUCGCGCGACUUUGAAGCUCAGGCGGCGGCGCAGGCGCGGUGCACGGCGCGGGGCGGGAGCCUGGCGCAGCCGGCAGACCGCCAGCAGAUGGAGGCGCUCACUCGGUACCUGCGCGCGGCCCUCGCUCCCUACAACUGGCCCGUGUGGCUGGGCGUGCACGAUCGGCGCGCCGAGGGCCUCUACCUCUUCGAAAACGGCCAGCGCGUGUCCUUCUUCGCCUGGCAUCGCUCACCCCGCCCCGAGCUCGGCGCCCAGCCCAGCGCCUCGCCGCACCCGCUCAGCCCGGACCAGCCCAACGGUGGCACGCUCGAGAACUGCGUGGCGCAGGCCUCUGACGACGGCUCCUGGUGGGACCACGACUGCCAGCGGCGUCUCUACUACGUCUGCGAGUUCCCCUUCUAGCGGGGCCGGUACCCCGCCUCCCUGCCCAUCCCACCACCCGACCUUUCCCUGCGCCGUGCCCACCCUCCUCCGGGAUCGCCCUUCCCUUCCUGUCCACGAAUGGCAGCGUCCUCCCCGACCCCCAGGCUGGGCGCUUCUGGGAGGGCUCUUGCGGUGCCGGCACUCCUCCUUGUUAGUGUCUUUCCUUGAAGGGGCGGGCACCAGGCUAGGUCCGGUGCCAAUAAAUCCUUGUGGAAUCUGA